Morus notabilis is the source of this 1491-nucleotide messenger RNA. RefSeq lists its product as uncharacterized. The record is from RefSeq and is a predicted model, not a curated record. NCBI's taxonomy places the organism in Eukaryota, Viridiplantae, Streptophyta, Magnoliopsida, Rosales, Moraceae. The transcript has 4 exons. The coding region runs from base 1 to 1491 and encodes 496 amino acids.
AUGCCGAGAGGGGGAAAGGAUGAGGAAACGACUCUUCAUUGGAAUCAAAAGCAGAAGGAGGAGUUGUUGCACCGCCUCGCAGAGUAUAACCGUAAUUACCACGGUAGGAAACCAACCCAAAAAAAUUGGGAAGAUUGGGCUAACGAACUACAAAAACAUUUUACGGAGCCGGUGACGGCGGCCAAGGUUCAACAGAUGAGAGUGCGUCUAAAAGGCAAGUUUGAUAAGGAGGUUAUACUACGCAUAAGCACAGGCCCUGGUUGGGAUCCUGUAACAGGCGCAGUGACAUGUACUGACGAGUAUUGGGACGAUUUUGCUAAGAACAAGAAGUGGGCCAACGCUGCAAAGAAGCAACCCCUAAAAAACUUUGACCUAUACUGCGAGGCCUUUGGUAAUACCCAGGCAAAUGGGGCUCAUGCGAGGGGUUUAGAAAACCCUACCACCGAGCAUGUAGACACCAUCCCCAUCCCGGAUGUAGAUGGUGAAGUGGGGGUGACAUCGCACUCGUUAGGCAGCGACGACGAUUUUGUCACUACGAUGCGAGCCGGGUUGAACACCGCCAGGAAGGGGUUGAAUGUUGCGUCCAGCUCCAAGGGGAUUGGAAAGAAAUCUACACGAAGUUGCAAACGGCCGGUUGGUGAUCCAGAGGCUAAGGCACUACUUGGACGACUUGUGGCAUCUAUAGAAACUAGGCGUAGUAGCAAAGCUACCAGUUCCAGCGCUACUCAGAGCCCUACGACCCGUUCUCUUCUACAAAAGUGCCAAGACCUUGUGAAGGGAAUGGAUCUUGAUGAUGAUACCAGUGUAACUUUUUUAGAGGCCAUUGCGUGGUAUCCGCACAUGCAACAACUUUUUAUGGAUAUGACAGAGACGCAAAGGUUUACUUACAUCUUAGCUGGAUGGGAGGGCUCUGCCCAUGAUGCGCGCGUUCUUGCGGAUGCAACAAGUACAAGAGAUAAAAAUUUCCCAAAUCCACCGCCAGGGAAAUACUACCUUGUAGACUCUGCCUACGCGAAUACCAAUUGUUUCUUGGCGCCGUACCGGGGGAGCACAUAUCACCUUCAAGAGUAUAGGGCAAGACGUGGCCGUCCUCGAACUCAGCGUGAGUUGUUUAAUUAUACGCAUUCGUCCCUAAGAAAUUCUAUUGAGCGCACUUUCGGUGUUUGGAAAGCACGGUUCCGCAUACUAAAGUGCAUAAAUAAUUACCCAAUAGAGAAACAGAUACAAAUUCCUGUUGCUUGUGCCGUGCUUCACAAUUUCAUACAUAUGUACAACCAUAACGACGAGCUACUAAACCAGUACACACGAGACGGAGUACCAGUUGUUGAUAUUGAUCUGGAGAAUGCGGAUCAAGAUGUUAAUCAGAAUCACAAUCCUAAUCGGGCAAUGGAACAAAAUCACAACUCCGCAAAUCGUAGGGAAAUGAAUAUUUUGAGGGAUGAGAUGGCUGCUAGCAUGUGGGGGGCAUUAGAAGCAUAUCGCAAUCGGUAG